Molecule: messenger RNA, 1140 nt
Organism: Penicillium cosmopolitanum
Lineage: Eukaryota; Fungi; Ascomycota; Eurotiomycetes; Eurotiales; Aspergillaceae
Exons: 4
Coding region: 1-1140 (379 amino acids)
Biological process (GO): regulation of transcription by RNA polymerase II
Molecular function (GO): DNA-binding transcription factor activity, RNA polymerase II-specific
Source: RefSeq, a predicted model, not a curated record
AUGGCUGCCGAAAUUGCAAACUCCGAAAACUCAAGGUGGUGCGAUGAAGGCAAGCCACAUUGCAAUAAAUGCCGCUUAUAUGGGGUGUCGUGCAACUUUAUGUCCAACGUCCCCGAUUUACAUCCCAUCGCUGCCGAUUCAGAGACCCGGAGUUUACUGGUGACCCGAGGAAGAAUGCAGCUCCAGCCCCCUGUUACUAGUGCUAUUUGGACAUCUGAUGGAGUUUCAUCUUAUCAGUUGAAUGCAAAGUGCCAAGACUUCAUCACACGCUAUCUUGGACGAAGUCUCAUCAGAGUCAUCUCUCCGGAUGACCCUAACAUGAUACGUGUUAACCGGAGGCUUUUGAAACUUGCAUUUACCCAUCCUUUUUUAAUGCACGCCUCCCUAGCAGUGGCACUCACAUAUGACCGCCACCUAAAUAAAUCAAUAAACUGCCAACGCAGCCUAGAAGAGUGCUACCACUGGUCCCAAAGCACAACUCUCCUGAACAAGCGAUUAAGAGAACCGAUAGAAGCAAAAGAUAAAGAUCCAAUAUGGGGCACAGCGGCUGCUCUUGCCGUCCUAUCAUUCUCGUCCCCCGAUGCAUGCACGCCAGAAGAAUCAUGGCCUAUGAAACCCUCCGCUCGCUCCGACUUGGAUUGGCUGCGCAUGAGCAAGGGCAAAAAUUCACUAUGGCAUAUCGUCGACCCGCUACGGCCGGACAGUAUUUUCACCAUCAUGGCGGAGACCUUUGCUCUGAUGUUUUCCCCUUUGCCUGAGCGGGGGAUUGAUGGUAUACCAAAUGCCUUGGCUACUGUAUGCCUCCUCUUAGAAUCAUCUACUGCGAAGAAGAAUCCUUAUUUUUACGCCGCCCAUGCAGUGUCCCGGAUUCUGUAUAUCCCGGAUAAUGAGAUCUCAACAGGUAAUACCCAAAUAUUCACACUUAGUAUUCAUGGGUCCUUCGAAGACCUGUUGCAAGCAAAGGACCCGGUAGCACUCCUGUUACUCUCAUCUAUGGCAGGUCGCAGUAUAUGGUGGAUCGAGCUCAGAGCUAGAGUGGAAUGUCCUUCUAUUUGCUCGUAUUUACGGAAAUACCACGAAGAUAAUCUUGCAAUACGGGAGUUCCUGCCUGGUGGUGCUCUCGCUGGUCAAUGGGGUUGA